This is a messenger RNA of Mesorhabditis belari, 267 nucleotides long. The record is from the annotation of a GenBank genome assembly. NCBI's taxonomy places the organism in Eukaryota, Metazoa, Nematoda, Chromadorea, Rhabditida, Rhabditidae.
AUGAUGCGAUUCGUUAUCUUCUCUCUGCUCAUCUCGAGCACUUUGGCUUGUCUUGGAGGCGGCGGUGGAUGCGGUGGCGGAUGCGGAGGCCCACCACCAUCACCAUGCGGAGGAGGCUGCGGAGCUCCACCACCAGCUCCAUGUGGAGGAGGAUGCGGAGGAGGAGGAGGUUUCCCAUCUGGUGGAGGUUAUCCAUCAGGAGGAGGUGGAGGAUAUGCCGCUCCACCAAUUGCUGGCCCAGCUCCUGGUGGAUACGCUCUUGCCGGU